AGCGCGGCCGGGAGAAGCAGGCUGGCAAGCCUGGGGAGCGCGCGUGAAAGCGCAUGCGCGCUCCCCGGCUGCUCUUUCGCUCUGGGGCUCCGCUGAGGAGAAGAAGGGAAGGAGGCAGCAGCGGAGGAGAGCAGGAGCGGCGGCGGUGGCGGCGGCCUGAAGGAACGGAGGAGGCGGACGACGACGAGGAGGCGGCGGCCAGGGCUGCCGGGAGAGGAGCGGCGGUCGGGGGGCGCCGACGUGGAGCGGCCUGAGGAGGGAGCCCCCCCGCUCCAACCGCCGCCCCCCUCAGAAGAGACCCCUCCCUCUUUCCCCAUUAAGCCCCGCCCAGAGGCCCCUCCCUUCUUAAGCCCCGCCCCCUGAGCACUGGGUCAGGCUGUCAGGGCAUUUAUUGAGAGGGAGACCCUCCUAGGAGCCCCUCCAGGGCCACCUCCCCUUCUGAGACACAACACUCACACUCACAACACACACACAUACACACAACUGGCCCCCUCUGCCCCCUCACAGAACUGCCUUCUCCUCCCACAGCAUUGUCUCCUUGUCCUUUUCCUCCCAUCAUAUUGUCUCCUGGCAAUAUUCUUUCUUUUCCUCCCUCAAUAUUCUGUCUAUCUUCCCAUAAUAGUCUAUCUUUCCCCCUCCACAGUAUUCUUUCUUCUCCUCCCAUAAUAUUCUGUCUUCUUCUCACAACAUUCAGUCUUUCCCUCCUAUAAUAUACUCUUUUCCUCGCUUAAUACUCUAUCUCCCCAUAGUAUUCUAUCUUUUCCUCCCAUAAUAGUCUGUAUUUCCCUCCUAUAAUAUUCUCUUUCCCCCCAAAUAUUCUGCCUUUCUCCUCUUAUAAUACUCUCUUUUCGUCCCAUAAUCUUCCAUCCUUUCUUCCUAAUUGUCUCUCUUUUCACAGCAUUCCUUCUUUUCCUCCCAUAAUAUUUUAUCUUUUCUUCUUACGACAAUAAUCUAUCUUUUCCUCUCAUAAUCCUCUAUCUUCCCCCCCACAAUAUCCUGCCUUUUCCUACCAUUAUAUUUCCUCCCAUAAUCUUCUAUCUUUUCUUCCCACAAUAUUGUAUCCUUUCCUACUGUAUUCCUCCCGUAAUAUUUGAACUAUCUUCUUUAUAAUAUAUAAUCGACGUUUCGGCUCUGCUAUUAUUUUCCUUUCUUCUCUCUUGCCUUUCCAGAAUCCCUUCUUUCUCCAUUCAGACACACACAAACACACACACACUUUUAUCAUCCUUCUUGCCUUCCCUUAUUCCAGAAUCCCCUCUUUCUCCAUUCUGUCUUUUUCGUUGGCACUCUUAUCACCCUUCAUUUUUCACUUUCAUUAUAUUUCAAUUCCCUCUUCUUCUCUCUCUUCUCCAUUUUCUUUCCAUGUGUUUUUGCAUACAUACACGCAGAUCUUUCACAUUUCUUAGGAACAAAACUUUUUUCCUCAUCCCUCAACACCUCCUUCCCUUUUUAUUUAGCGCUGUUUUCACAAUUUAGACUGUGUCUUUGCUUCCUAAAGCCUGUUUGUGCUUUCCUCAAGAAAGAUUACCCCUGCUUUCAUGCAUUUUAGUGUUUUCCCACUUGUAAAACUGUUUUCACAUUCUCCACCUCCUUCUGUUUGUGUUUUUUCUUCAUCUUCCCCAGUUUUCAACCUUAAAUAAACUCCUUUAUAUUCUGUGGCUUCUCUUAUCUGUUCACUCUUUGCUUGAUCACACUGUUAACACUUUCCCCUUAUAUUUAGUUGUCAUUUGUUUCAGUCGCUGUUGCUUUUCUCCAUGAUCUUUUUCCUGCUGCCUCCGUUCUGCUUUUCUCUCCACCGUUGGGUUUUUUAAAAUCUGCAUUCGAUUAACUGAUCGCUUAUCAUCCUCGUUCCUUUUUCGUACUUCGUUCUUCUAUUCACGCUGCUUGGUUAUCUUACUCCUUUCCGCUUCCAGUUAUUUUCUUCCCUCAACGUUCAUUCCCUGCCCUUCAGUUUUGUUUUAUGUCUGCUCUUCUAAAAACCCUUGCAACCUCUUCUUCCUUGUCCUCAGUAGCUUCUAUUGGCUGACUUCUCGCUUCCCACACUUGUACUUGGUCCUCUCUUUUUAGUUUGUUCCUGCUUCCUGUCAAUUGAGUCUUUCCUUGCAUCCUCCUUUCCGUUCUUUUUGGACACUUCGUUUCCCGCUGGCUUAUAAUUCUUCAGUUUAAUUAGUCCCUUUUCGCGGGGAACCUCUUACAUCCAUCCUGGUUUUAAUAUUAAAGGUGAAUGGAUGUAUACACAGGACAGAGUGGGGAAGAAUCAUAGAAGCCCUUAAAGGGAUCUUCUUACACGUUUCAGAGUGAUAAAUGAAAAGGAUGUGGGAAUGGAAGGGGCGGACUUGCCAGUGCUCCUAACAUUUUUUAGGGGGGUGAAUUCGCAUCCCUUUUCUGGGGGGGAGGGGGAUUGACUCAAAUUCAAGACUGGCACAGAAGGGGCAGAAGGAUGGCGUUCUAGUACCAACCGCACCGGCCAUCUUGGGGGGAAAGGGGGUUUAUCGCAUGCUCACGCACACACACGCAUACACACACAGAGAGGAACCUCCAUUUUUAUCAACUUAAUGAAGACGUAAAGACCUGUUGAGCUCCAUGCUUGUGACGGUGUGCAACUUGCUUGCGAAAGUGUAGCAAACUCCCAUUUUAUUUUUUAUUUUAUUUUUUGUGUGGCCAAAUGACAGCUUGACCCAGUUGUUCUCCAACCAGAGGGCAUCACCUCGAAUGUCUCUUUGUAGUGCCACAGCCAGCGCAAAAAUGAUGGCGGCUUACAAUGGCGGGACAUCAGCGGCGGCGGCGGGUCACCACCACCACCACCAUCACCACCUCGCUCACCUCCCUCCACCUCAUCUCCACCACCACCACCACCCCCAGCACCACUUGCAUCCAGGCUCUGCGGCCGCAGUGCAUCCUGUGCAGCAACAUGCUUCUGCGGCGGCUGCAGCCGCUGCAGCCGCGGCCGCAGCCAUGUUAAACCCAGGGCAGCAGCAACCAUAUUUCCCAUCGCCGGCGCCGGGUCAAGCCCCUGGACCUGCUGCGGCCGCUCCAGCUCAGGUACAAGCUGCAGCAGCUGCUGCAGUGAAAGCGCACCACCAUCAGCACACGCAUCACCCACAGCAGCAACUGGAUAUUGAGCCAGACAGGCCUAUUGGAUACGGAGCCUUUGGUGUUGUCUGGUCAGUAACAGAUCCACGAGAUGGAAAGAGAGUUGCACUCAAAAAGAUGCCCAACGUCUUCCAAAAUCUGGUCUCUUGCAAAAGGGUCUUCCGUGAACUGAAGAUGUUGUGUUUUUUUAAGCAUGACAAUGUACUCUCUGCUCUUGACAUUCUUCAGCCACCACACAUUGACUACUUUGAAGAAAUAUAUGUUGUUACAGAAUUGAUGCAGAGUGACCUUCAUAAGAUUAUUGUCUCCCCUCAACCGCUCAGCUCGGAUCAUGUCAAAGUUUUUCUUUACCAGAUUUUAAGAGGUCUGAAAUACCUACAUUCAGCUGGUAUUUUGCACCGAGACAUUAAACCAGGGAACCUGCUUGUGAACAGCAACUGUGUUCUUAAGAUCUGUGAUUUUGGCUUGGCCAGGGUGGAAGAGUUGGAUGAAUCUCGUCACAUGACUCAGGAAGUUGUCACUCAGUAUUAUCGCGCACCCGAAAUCCUGAUGGGCAGCCGUCACUACAGCAAUGCUAUUGACAUUUGGUCUGUAGGCUGUAUAUUUGCUGAACUGUUAGGGCGAAGGAUAUUGUUUCAAGCUCAGAGUCCCAUUCAGCAGUUGGAUUUGAUCACAGAUCUUUUGGGAACACCGUCACUGGAAGCAAUGAGGACAGCUUGUGAAGGCGCCAAGGCACACAUACUCAGGGGUCCUCAUAAACAGCCAUCCCUUCCUGUCCUGUAUACAUUAUCCAGUCAAGCUACACAUGAAGCCGUUCAUCUCCUUUGCAGGAUGUUGGUCUUUGACCCAUCCAAAAGAAUAUCUGCUAAGGAUGCCUUAGCUCAUCCAUAUCUCGAUGAAGGGCGUUUACGAUAUCACACCUGCAUGUGUAAAUGUUGUUUCUCCACCUCUACGGGACGCGUUUACACCAGUGAUUUUGAACCCAUUACGAAUCCCAAAUUUGACGACACUUUUGAAAAGAACCUCAGUUCUGUUCGGCAGGUUAAAGAAAUAAUUCAUCAGUUCAUUUUGGAACAGCAGAAAGGAAGCAGAGUACCUCUGUGCAUCAACCCACAAUCUGCUGCUUUUAAGAGCUUUAUUAGGUAACUUUCCACUGUGGCUCAGCCAUCUGAGAUGCCGCCGUCUCCGCUGGUCUGGGAGUGAACGUGGGCGAUAUAAAUGUACUACUGAAGACAUAAUGUAGCUUUCCACUGGAUUCUGGGAUUUGCAAUUCUGGAGGUUUAAUCAUGCUUGUACUGUACUUUUACUAAUAAUGAAGUUUUAAAUUAACAACCACUAUCCUUGUAUGCUAUAUGAAUAAAGGGUAGGGGGGGAACAUGUUAACUAGGCUUUUAAAUCUUGUCAAGGUUGGGGUUGUGCUUUUAGAAGACAAAUAUUUUAUCCAGAGUUGCACAUGUUCUUUUCUCUCCCCCCCCCCCCCAACCGUGAUUCGUAGUGCAGCUGUGAUCUUGCUGGGCUCUGAGCAAAAAAGAAGAUUGAACCAAAAUUUGGGGGAGGGGGGGAAAUUGUUGGGGUUGAUUUUUGUUUGUUUGGAGCGUCUGGGUUUGUUUUCCUUUCUUUUCCCACCCUUCAACUUAACAAUGAGAUUGUACAAAAGCAUAUGACGUUUUUAUAUCGAUCCAUUCCUGACCAUUUGGGUUUUUUUUAAACCAAAAUAAUGAAUAAAUGAGGGAAUACAAAAACCAAUUGUGACCAAUCAUGAAUCCCCAUCAGAUGGCACUAGCUAAGCUUCGAUGGGCAGUGCCACCUGAUGGUCACAACUCUACACAUCGUUUCCCACUAGCACUGUGGUGGUGGUUAUGCGCUGUUUUCCCAUUGGUGAGUAGAAAGAAUGAGCUGCGACUAGGAAAGGCGAGACGUCUUUCCUUUCAACCGCCGCCUGGUAUAAAUAAAUAUAUAUAAAUAUAUAUAUAUUUAAUCUAUUUUUAUUAGAGGUUUUUUCUGCUCUUUUCUUACACAAAGCAUCCCCUCCCGACCCGUCGCAUGCCCCUGCAAAUGUGUGUAAAUAAAACCCAUUUCCAGGCUACUAUUUCAAAGAACCUUGAUACUCAUGGCUGUGUAUAGAGAGAGAGAGAGACGGAGAGCGAGAGAGAGCGAGAGCGAGGAAAUAGCUUGCACAUUUUCUAGAUCUGUGAAACUUUGUGAUUUUAUUAUUAUUAUUAUUAAUAUUAUUUUUAUUUUAAAAAUCCUGCACUGGAUAUAAGUUUGGGUGGAUAAAGAAAAGCGAAGAAAAGCACAUAGGGAAUUACAUUCGUUGUGUUUGUGUCAUUUAGGCAAAGCUGUGGAAGUCUUGAAAUGUCGGAGUAGUAAAAUAACUUUUAUUCCUUUUUUUGCUAAUUUCCUUUUUUUGUGUGUGUCGUUUCUGUUCAAACACUGAAUUAUUCUGUGCAUAUGUAUAUAUAUAUAUGAACACAAAUUGAAGGCCUCUACCUCCUGGAGUAUAUACAACUUGGUUUGUUUAACUCCACAUGAUCUUCUUUUUUUUUUUUAAGUCCGGUGUGGAGACUUGAAAACUUGAAUGUCCCUUCCAACUUUUAUAUUAAACAAAAGGCAAGAAAAAUCGAAGACUGUUUUUUUUUCCACCUGUACAAAGAAAAGAACGAACGGAUGGUCUUAAAUUUUGAACAUCGGUCUGGGGAUAUUUAAAAAAACAAAUUGAGAGAGAUUGAGCGAGAGAGAGAUUGAGAGAGAGAAACCUUGAUGUUUGUCAUGGACAAUUAACUGUUAAAGUUAUUGUAAGUUAUCUGUAUUUAGCAGAGUAUUUUCAAGAGGAUUGAUCUGAGCUGGAACUGAACUAUGAGUUUAAGUUAUGUUUUUUGGAAGUUUUAACUUCAAUGAAGUCAUUAUUUUGAUGUGAAAGAGACAAAUGUUGAAUUUCUCAAACAAAGAUGAUGAAAAUAUCUUUGUUUUUUGUGCGGCUCCUGAGAAAUUUUUUAAAGAAAAGAUACAACACACCAACUGAAGCAUUUCAAUUCACUUUGAAUGAGAAGCGUGUUCUUAAUGUAAAAUGAGCCCAAGAAGACACUGGUAUGAAAGGUAAAAUCUCAGAGGUUGGUCUGUUAAAUGUGGCACACUUGCGGGUCACUUUGUACAAUGUAGAUUUUGAAGUACAGUGGUGAAAACAAUAAAUGUGACGUUUGAAACAAGCAAA
Molecule: messenger RNA, 6301 nt
Organism: Sceloporus undulatus (fence lizard)
Lineage: Eukaryota; Metazoa; Chordata; Lepidosauria; Squamata; Phrynosomatidae
Gene: NLK
Product: nemo like kinase
Exons: 11
Coding region: 2710-4236 (508 amino acids)
Biological process (GO): intracellular signal transduction; protein phosphorylation
Cellular component (GO): cytoplasm; nucleus
Molecular function (GO): ATP binding; MAP kinase activity
Source: RefSeq, a predicted model, not a curated record